UAGUCUUGUGGUAAAUAAUUAAUCCGUGCAAGUUAAAACAGAAAAUUUUUUUUUUUAAGUUUGUCACGGUAAUUUUUAAUCAAAAUCUGAAAAGUUACUUCCUGUCUGGAAUGGCGUUCCUUCUCUGAUAACGUCAGUUUGACAGCUUGGUUUGAAAAUGCGUAAACCACUCCCCUGCAACCGUUCGCCUGCUAUGACCAAGAUAUGGAGAGGAGGAGCCUAAAGUAAAACUCUGCCCCCUAUUCAAUAUUCUGUUUCACUUGGAAAUACGUCACAACACUGGAGAAAAGUCAUUUGCAACUUCCGGUUCAUGCAGACUUUAAUGGGAAAACGAGCCAUUAUUAUCUUGAUAUCGUCAAAGGCAUCAGCCCUCGGUGAUAUGUCUGACCAUCAUUGAUACACAAUACUAUCGUCUACCAGCACAACCCUACCCCCUUGGACUUUUGUUUUAUUCUGCCCUUCUCCAGGUCCUCAACCUCCUUCAUAGGACACAUAGGAAGGCAAGCUCAGAGAAUGCUGGUACUGUUUGUUUGAACAGUGAUGACUGGUUGGUGUUCAGCAUUAAUUAAAUGUCUUUAAACUUUAAGUUCAUGUUCAAGUUCACGUUUAUUUAUAAAGCACAUUUAAAAACAACGUGUGUUGUACCGAAGUGCUGUACAAUUUACCCCAGAAGUAUAAAAGAUAAUAAAACUAAUACAUAAAAUAAAAUAUAAAACAUGCAAGAUAGACCAUAAACCACUCGAAAUGCCUUUAGGCUAUAUUUAAAAGUGUCCAAUGUGGGUGAAGACCUCACGCCAACUGGAAGUGCAGAAAAGUCAGAUAAAGUCAGAAAAGUAUAGUCGCACAAUGUGCUUAAGCAAAAAACAGACAAUUAUAGUAUGUAAUAUCUUUAUUGAACACAUCUCAUUAAAAAUUCACAGUACUACAGAAAAUGUGACUACUUUGUUGUUGUUACAUGUGAGAAUUCACAGCAGAGGGAGAAAUGAGAGAAGUAUAGAAAUUUGCAUGGAACAUCUGUUUUCUUGUCCCACAUUGAUGGUCCGUGAUAGUGUCAGUUAUGGUAGUGAAAUGUAGUGUAAUGCUUGAAUAAUCUCGAAUGAAGAGUGUGCUCCAAGUGAUCUGUGCUCAGUACUGCAACACACAACAGUUUGGAAGAGUUGUUGAAUAAACAAUUGAACUGAUCAGUUAUGCCUUCCUAUCUGUUUGCUAACAGUUUUAUUUAUGACUUAGAUAGCAUUGACUUGGAAUGAAGUCAGUUCAAUAUAAAAAUGAAAUUUAAAAAAUAGCUUAAAUGUAGUAAACUACUUUUGCCAUGGUGCAGUAGCUACAUUUCCCAGCUUCAGUGUAGUGAAUCUUUAUUUAAUGAAUCUCAGUGGCAUUGGAAGCUUUGGGGAAUCUGUUAUUUAUCCUUUAUCUUCUCAUUUGAAUAUGUUUUCUGUGUGUGAAUUUCUAUUUCGUGUGAACGGGACUUUUAUUUUGGUGCGUUGACAUGACGUCAUAAGGCUGCGCCGCUCUCCUGCAUCUGUGAUUCUGCUGAAGAAAGAGUGUCCAAACACACAGAGAAACUCCUGGUGAAGCGACUGAGAUCCACAUGACACACUAUUAUAAAGAUGGAGUUUAUUAAAGAGGAGAGUGAAGACGUGAAGAUUGAAGAAACAUUCAGAGUCAAACAUGAAGAAACUGAGGAACAAACAGACCUGAUGGUGCUGAAAGAGGAGAGUCAAGAACUGAAUGAAAUGGAGGAGAAAAAUCAGUAUGAUAAAUGUCAUGAUUUCAUGACUGGAGAGAAAUCUGUUAGUUCCUCACAGACUCAUACAACAGAAACUAGAAACCCCCAGAUGAGAGUUCACACUGGAGAGAGCCAUUUCACCUGCCAACAGUGUGGAAAGAGUUUCAGUCGAAAAGAAAGACUUAAAGUCCACUUGAAAAUCCACAGUAGCAACAAGCCAUUCAUAUGCCCUCAGUGUGGGAAUAGAUUUACAGAGAAAAAAAACCUUAAAUCCCACUUGAGAGUUCACACUGGAGAGAAGCCUUACACCUGCCAACAGUGUGGAAAGAGUUUCUCACUAAAGGGAUAUCUUAAGAUUCACAUGAGAAUUCACACUGGAGAAAAGCCGUUCAUAUGCUCUCAGUGUGGAAAGAGUUUUAAACAGAAAAAAGAACUUAAAGCCCACUUGAGAGUUCACACUGGAGAAAAGCCUUACACCUGCAAACUGUGUGGGAAGAGCUUCACACGAAAAGAGACUUUUAAGACUCACAUGACAGUUCACACUGGAGAGAAGCCAUUAGUUUGUGAUCAGUGUGGAAAGAGUUUCAGGUAUAAAGAAAGCCUUAAUCAUCAUAUUAGGAUUCAUUCAGGAGAGAAAUGUUUUAUAUGUCAUCAGUGUGGAAUGAGUUUCACAGACAGGAAUCAACUUAAGAGUCAUGUAAAAAUUCACAUUGUAGAGAAGCCUUGCAUGUGUCAUCACUGUGGAAAGAGUUUCACAAACACAGCAAACCUUGAGAAUCACAUGAGAAUUCACACUGGAGAGAAGCCUUUCACCUGCCCUCAGUGUGGAAAGAGCUUCUCGGUUAAAGGAAACCUUGAGAAUCACAUGAGAGUUCACACUGGAGAGAAGCCUUACACCUGCCCUCAGUGUGGAAAGAGCUUCACGGUUAAAGGAAACCUUAAGAUUCACAUGAGAGUUCACACUGGAGAGAAGCCUUACAAGUGUCUCCAGUGUGGAUUUAGUUUCGCAUAUCACACAGAACUGAAAAGGCAUUUUCAAACUCAUUGUGGAAUGAGUUUGGCAGACAGGAAUCAACUUAAGAUUCAUGUAAAACGAAACACUGAAGAGAAGCCUUGCGUGUGCCAUCACUGUGGAAAGAGUUUCACAAGCACACCAAACCUUGAGAAUCACAUGAGAAUUCACACUGGAGAGAAGCCUUUCACCUGCCCUCAGUGUGGAAAGAGCUGCAGGACGAAAGGAAACCUUAAGAUUCACAUGAGAGUUCACACUGGAGAGAAGCCUUACAAGUGUCCUCAGUGUGACAUGAGUUUCACAUAUCACACGGAACUGAAAAGGCAUUUUCAAACUCAUUAUGAAAAGCAACUGUCGUUCUCCUCAGUGUGACGAGGUUUAGAAAAGGAAAAAAAAUCUUCUGUGCAUCCACUCUGGAGAAAGACUAUUCAAUUAACUUGUGAUCCGUCUAACAAAAAGUCAGAUAUAUAUUUGGCCUAUAAAUGUACUCAAUCUUUAGUUCGAUAUAUACUGAAAAGUAAAAAUAAGUAUUCUAUGUAUACUUGGCUUGUAGUUGUGUUUACACUUUUGAUUGAGUAGCCUUUUAUAUACAUUUUUAUAUAGUUUAAAUCACUGUCUUAUUGUCAUGGCAAAUUCAAUGUCUCUGUGUCCCUUCAGUUCUGGUCUUAAAGAAAAACUCAGAGUCGAAGUUCCAGGUCUCAGAAGUAUUUAACUUUAUUGUCAAGCAACAAAGUGAGAUGCCUGCUCCACAUCUGAAUCUCUCUUCGCUGGGGUACAUUUUUAUACAUUUUUGUUAUCUGUUACAGUGUGAAAUCCACUCCUACAGUUAUUUUCCAUGAUCUCAUUUACAGGGGCUCUCCUCCCAUACCUCUUUCCCAUGUACUCCCCGACCUUUCUACCAUAGUCAUUUCUCUAAUAUAAUUGUAGGUGUUGCUUAUGUAAGAGACAAUAAGGGUGACCAACGUCUAGCUACUGUACAUCUUUUGACUUAAAUUCUCUUGGGCCUUCUGCCAAUUUGAUGGUCAACCCUUUUCCCAUGGGCCAAAUGAAACAUUGUGUCAAAAUCUGUCAAUACACCCCAGAGGCGAGAAGCCUUCAUAUGACACACUUAACAAUGGUCUUAUUCAUUUCUCAGCCACCUGUUGUCUGGUGGAAAAUUACCAACAAAAUAUGCUCAGUGGCCAAGUUAACUUUCUCAGACACAUCGGACCCUUACAGUUACAUAGGCCAAGAGACCUCAAAACAAUUCUAGCUUUUAUAGUAAGCAAACUAAUUCUACAAUUGUUUUCUAUAGGAUGUAUAAAAUACUCCAUCAUUAUAAACUUAAAUUGUUUGGAAAUAAAUUACUGACUGUUCACAUUGUGUAUCGCAACUGAUCCGAUUUGUGUGUCCAUGCCACUCUUUUAUUCUCCAGAAUAUUUACAUUGGUUUCUAUGGCAAUGUUGUUGCAUUGGUAGGUAAAUGCCAAAAACAACAUAACCACCAACAUAAACACCAGCACUUUGCUACAGCACAAUGUUAUUUCUGCAGCAACUCUCAGCAUGUUUCCAAAACAACAUCUGGUGUUUACAGUGAGCACAGAAUUUUUAGGUACGGAAGCGUUAAACAGCCAUGGAUUAUCAUUUUUUUCUAUCUUGUUUCCUCAUGAUCAUGACUUAUUUUCUCAUUACCUCGAGAUAACAAAAGUUGUUUUAUUGUCAUCUCGAUUGAUCAUGAUUGAUUCUGAAACAGACUGUACCCAAAUUCUACUGUUGCUAUAGUAACGAACACAACUUUCAAGCGCAUGUGAUCAACAGAUAAAUCAUGCGCUCUUAUAUCUUGUGUAUAUUUCAGCAAAAUGUUUACAUCACUUAAUAAUAGGCUAAUCAAUCACUGUUCAAUAAAUGUACGCUAAGCAUUUUAUUCGUGUAAUUAACAUGUUUAAUGAUCAACAGAGAAUUCAACAUCUCAAGCGUAGGCAGAGUGCCUUCAGAAAGAUGCCAGAUUAUUCUAUAAUUCUAAAAACUUUUGGAUUAAAGCCACUUUAUUUUCCUCAUUUGUUUGAAAUAAAAUUAUAUUACAUGA
Molecule: messenger RNA, 4805 nt
Organism: Megalobrama amblycephala (Wuchang bream)
Lineage: Eukaryota; Metazoa; Chordata; Actinopteri; Cypriniformes; Xenocyprididae
Product: gastrula zinc finger protein XlCGF57.1-like
Exons: 3
Coding region: 1611-3113 (500 amino acids)
Biological process (GO): regulation of transcription by RNA polymerase II
Cellular component (GO): nucleus
Molecular function (GO): RNA polymerase II cis-regulatory region sequence-specific DNA binding; DNA-binding transcription factor activity, RNA polymerase II-specific
Source: RefSeq, a predicted model, not a curated record